Haliotis rufescens (red abalone) is the source of this 1387-nucleotide messenger RNA. Its product is annotated as eukaryotic translation initiation factor 4E type 2-like. The transcript has 8 exons. Gene Ontology annotation, molecular function: translation initiation factor activity; RNA 7-methylguanosine cap binding. Gene Ontology annotation, biological process: translational initiation. Lineage: Eukaryota; Metazoa; Mollusca; Gastropoda; Lepetellida; Haliotidae. The record is from RefSeq and is a predicted model, not a curated record. Gene Ontology annotation, cellular component: cytoplasm; eukaryotic translation initiation factor 4F complex. The coding region runs from base 71 to 718 and encodes 215 amino acids.
UGGAAAACAUUUUAAGAAACCAUAAUAAAAGUCACGGCAGAACACGACUUUUUACAAAUUUACGAAGAAAAUGAAUAACAAAUUUGAUGCACUAAAAGUUGCAGAUGACAGUGGAGAGGAAGAUAACUUAGAUGCACCACCACGACCACCCCCGAAACCUGGUCCUGGUGAACACCCCCUGCAGUACAACUACUCCUACUGGUUUUCUCGGAGAACGCCGGGCAAACAGACAACAAGCUAUGAUCAGAAUCUCAAAUUGGUAGCAUCAUUUGCAUCUGUGGAGCAGUUCUGGAUGUACUACAGCCACCUAGUCCGGCCGGGAGAUCUGUCGGGGCACAGCGACUACCAUCUGUUUAAAGACGGAAUCAGACCCAUGUGGGAGGACAGCGCCAACAAGUCUGGAGGCAAGUGGAUCAUCCGUCUAAAGAAGGGCCUGGCGUCUCGGUGCUGGGAGAACCUGGUGCUGGCCAUGCUGGGGGAACAGUUCAUGGUGGGGGAGGAGAUCUGUGGCGCCGUCGUCUCAAUCAGAUACCAGGAGGAUAUCCUGGCGCUAUGGAACCGAACAGCCUAUGACCAAGUGACUACCUCUAGAAUCCGGGACACACUAAAGCGGGUCCUCAAUCUUCCUCCCAACACAAUCAUGGAGUACAAGACACACACCGACAGCAUCAAAGACAACUCAAGUUUCCGCAACACUGAUGUGUUCAUGAGGUUUUAACAAGGACAAGAAGCAGAGGAAUACGUGAAACCGUGGUGGAAGUCCUGAUUAGAGAGAAUUCUAGUCGUUUCUAAAUCAGAUACAUAUAUUCAUUGUUGCAGAAAAAUCUAAGAAUCUGUAUCUGGUGUCUUAAUAUUUCUCAACAAUGCUCGACCAUGUUAUUGUGUUCGCAAAUAUUUUUUUGUAAUAUAACUUGUAUUGUAAAAGGCCAUAAUGUACAAACAGUACACGUGUAAAGAGGCAUUCUACUUUGAAAUUAAUGUGCCAUGUGCUGAUAUGAUUUCAUGUAUACAUUGGAAUACAUGUAGCAGAUGACAAGUCAUGAAAAUGCAUAACAAAUUGGUGGUUUUAGCUAUUGAUUGCAGAUGUGUUGAAUUCAGUUAUUAUCUAUCAAAUUGUUAAAAUAUGCUUUGCUGUGAAAAUGUUUGGCAACAACACAGUUCACCGGGCGCAGCUUAUGGAGAUGGUGAUAAUUGGCUCAGGCUGUCGUUCUUGCUUCACAGAUCUGCCGUGCCUCCUCCAUCCUUAGGGUUGGUUACCCCCAACUCUAUCCUUAGCUUUUGAGGGGCACAGGUGGCCUAGUCGUCUAAGGCGCCAUGAUUCGCUGUGCAGAGUAGCGUCCCUUGGGCAUGCAAGAAACCUAUGAUUGUGGGUUCGAAUCCCGGUUCG